Messenger RNA from Coffea arabica (coffee), 1771 nucleotides. Lineage: Eukaryota; Viridiplantae; Streptophyta; Magnoliopsida; Gentianales; Rubiaceae. The record is from RefSeq and is a predicted model, not a curated record.
CCUACAUAAAGCCCCUCUCUCGGGCACAGUUUCUCCAACACAAGAACCCCCUCGUCCUCUCCCUCCCUAGACAGUCUGUCAAUCUUUUUCUACAAAGGGUUUUUAAUAAAAAUCUAGAUGGUACUAUAUACAAUCAACAACCAGCAAUGCUUUCUUGCCUAAAAAUCCCAUUUUUUUGAGAUAAAAAUCCAUUCUUUAUGAGGUCUUGACUCAUUUAUCAACCAAAGUACGUUCUUUGUUGCUUUGAGAAUGGCUGAUAACAGCUUUGACUCCUCAGAGGGCAAUGGCUUGUCCAUUGAUGAUCCUGAAAUUGCCUCUGUACUUACAGAGGAAAUGGACCAUCCAUGGAAUGAUGAAGCUUUAAGCUUUGGCUAUCGCAGAUCAGUACCUAUUGAUUUGCCUUCCCUGACUGAAGAGAACUUUGUUUUGAUGGUUGAGGAAGAGAAAUCCCAUUUGCCAAAAGAUGAUUAUCUCGUGAGAUUGAGGACAGGGGAGUUGGAUAUGAGCGUGAGAAGACUGGCCCUUGAUUGGAUUUUGAAGGCUCAUUCCCAUUAUGGUUUUGGAGAACUUACAAUUUAUCUGGCUAUGAAUUAUUUGGAUCGCUUCCUUUCCCUGUUUGAUUUGCCUGAAGGCACUACUUGGGCAGCGCAGCUGUUAGCUGUAGCUUGCUUCUCAAUAGGAGCAAAAAUGGCCGAAAUCAGACUCCCUCCAAUUGAGUAUUUACAGGUUGGAGACCCCAAAUAUGUUUUUGAAGCCAAUACUAUAGAAAGAAUGGAGCUUAUUGUGUUGACCACUCUGAACUGGAGGAUGCAUUCUUAUACUCCUUAUGCAUACAUAGACUAUUUUCUUAGGAAGAUAAAUGUUGGUGGUGGUGAUGGUAAUGAUCAAGAGCUUGCCUUUGAUGCUUUGAUUGGAAAAGCAGUCAAUCUCAUCUUGAGCACCAUAAAAGUUCUGGUGGGGGAAUUGAAUGCAGGCAUUGACUUCUUGGAAUUCAAGCCUUCUGAGAUUGCUGCAGCAGUGGCAAUAUUUGUUGCAGAAGAAAACAUACAAGCAAUAGAUACUGAGAAGGCAAUGUCUGGUUUGAUCCUAAUAGAGAAGGAAAGAGUGCUCAAGUGCCAUAAACUGCUGAAAGAUUUGACAUUGAUGAUGAUGAUGAGUGGGUCUACAGAUACUAAUAUGGCUAAUGCCUCUGUUUCAUUAGUGCCCCACAGCCCAAAUGGGGUACUUGAAGCUGCUUCCUUGAACUUUAGAAGUGAUGAAGGAACAGUUGGGUCAUGUCCAAGUUCUUCAAAUAAUACUCCAGAUGAUGCUAAUAGGAUAAAAUUGGACACAGAAACUUCUCCUUUUGGCAACAACUCUCAAAAGUGAAAGAAAAAAAAAGUCAUGAAAUGUGAAUUUUGGCUUCACAUCCAAGUCCCUUCAGUCCAAUCAGUUUGGUUGAAUGGAAGCUUUGGUGUGUGGGGUCUUAUAAAAAAACCCAAAAAAAAAAAAAAAGAAAAAGGUUUCCAUGCCAGAGAGAGAGAGAGAGAGAGAGAGAGAGAGAGAGAGAGAGAGAGAGAGAAUAUGAGGGAAGAGUUGGGAAGAGACAGCUCCCAACUUUCAUCCUUUUAGCAUGAAAAGAAUAGUCACCAGCUGUGAAUUAAUCAGGAGCUGUCAACUACUACAGAAUAGCAAAUGUGGAUGACAAAAAGUUUUGGAAGGGCAAUACAGUAAUUGGCAAGGGAUAAUACAUUUUGUUUGUAGCUUCAAAUAUAUAUAAAAAAAAAAAAAA